UACUCGCACCGCCGUCUCCCCCGCCAACGGCGCUCGCACCCUCAGAUCGCUCCAAUCUCACCCGCCGGCCACAGAAACCGCCACCGCAGCUCGCACCGCCAUCUCUCUCUCUCUCUCUCUCUCUCCACCGCAUCUCCUCCACCUCGCCGGCCCAAAAAUCGGAUUUGGCCAAAGUUUAAGCUUAGAUCUAUAUAUAUAUAUAUAUAUAUAUAUAUAGAGAGAGAGAGAGAGAGAGAGAGAGAGAGAGAGAGAGAGAUGCUGAAUUACAGCCACAAGCACGACUUCAAUCUGAAAGUGUCGAGAAGCAGGCAUGACAUAUGUGCCAUUUGCUGGAACACGUUGGGGCGGGGGCUAGAGGCGUACAGCUGCUCCGGCUGCGACUUUUGGAUGGACAAAUCAUGUGUCAAGCUGCAGCCGGAGAUCCGCCACCCAUUCCACCCGCAGCACCCUCUCCGCCUCCUCCCAAAAGCUCCCCACAAUUACACCGAAUACUUGUGCGCCGCUUGUGGGGUUAGGCAAACAAAAACCUCUUACCACUGCUCCAACUGUGAUUUCAGUCUUGAUCUCAGAUGUGCCUCCCUCCAACCACCCAAGACUACUACUACUUCCCGAAUUAUUCAACCAAUCAUUAAUUCCAUACAUCCACACCCUCUAAUCCCCUGCUCCAGCAGUAGCCCCUAUAAUUUUGAUUGCUCUUACUGUUGGCUACCUCUGGAAGGUACAUUUCUAGUUUGCCUCCAUUGCCACUUAUUUCUCCACCAAUCCUGCUUUGAAUUCCCAAAAGAAAUCAGCCACAGCCACCCAAUUGACCAGCACCACCAUCCUUUCACCUUCCAGCGGGAUAGCGGCAACACCUGCAACUUCUGCGACCAGCGCAUCACAAAGGGCUUCAGCUUCCAAUGUAGAAAAUGUCAUAUUUUCCUUGAUUUUCGUUGUGGUUCUCUGAAACCCACCAAAAUAAGCCAUGAUUUGGAGCUGCGGGUCCAAGAUUUCAACCACCCCCAUCCUUUUAUCGCCUUUGAGAACCCCAUGAACUUUCCAUUCUCUUGCCAUUUGUGUGAAUUACCCAUCAUAAAAGAAACCAUCUUUGCUUGCUUCGAAUGCAAGCUGAUCAUGCACAUUUCAUGUGCUCUCUUGCCAAGAGAAAUCAAACGCCACCCAUUUCAUCCUCAACACCCCAUCAAACUCCGCGACGGUACAACUCCGUCUCGUUUCUUCGAAUUCAAAUGUUGGUUGUGUCGAAACUCCAACGAAAUUAACAGGGGGGAAUUUCAAUAUCUAUGUCUUGACUGUAAAUUUGCCAUCCACAGUAGAUGUGCCUUACCGGUGCCACCCGUUGUGAAGAUCCAAACUCACAACCACCCUCUGGCCUUGUUGACCUCUGAGAAAUCCAAAUUAUAUUAUUUUAAAUGCGAUUCUUGCCGUGGCAGGUGCGGAUCGGCGUUCUUCAGGUGCGUAAGCUGCGAGCUUUUCGCUCUCCACGUGGCUUGCAUUCCCAACUUGCCACCCAUUGCCAAGGAUGUGCGUCACAGGCAUCCUCUUAGACUCACAUUUUCACGGAUCCAAGACCGCAUAGGUGAAGAUGAUUGGGACGAGUUUUAUUGUGACAGCUGCGAGGAAAGCAGAGACCUGGAUGAUCCCAUUUACUAUUGCGCUGAGUGCCAGUAUGUUGCUCAUAUUCACUGUCUCGCAUCCGAGGUGAUGAGAUUCCUACAAGAGAAGGAGCAAGAAGAAGAUAAUGCCUCAAUGGAGGAAGCUGAUCAGAAAGAGAUAACACAGAAAGCGGAUCUUGAGAGUAAAGAGGACAAUUCUCCAACGGAAGAAGUUGAGAAAGAGAUAACAGAAUUACGAUGGGAGAUUAACGAACUGGAAGCAAAGCUUGCUGUGUUGAAAAAAGAGGUGAAGGAAUUAGAAACUAAGCUUCCUAUGCUGCGCAAAGAGGAACAAACACUACUAGCACAGUUGAAACUAGUCACAGACAAAUUAGCUGCAUUUUUGGAGAGAUGAUGCAAUUAUAAAAUAGCUUAC
This is a messenger RNA of Diospyros lotus (date-plum), 2028 nucleotides long. RefSeq lists its product as uncharacterized. Bases 256 to 2007 code for a protein of 583 amino acids. The record is from RefSeq and is a predicted model, not a curated record. The transcript is spliced from 2 exons. NCBI's taxonomy places the organism in Eukaryota, Viridiplantae, Streptophyta, Magnoliopsida, Ericales, Ebenaceae.